This is a messenger RNA of Penicillium brevicompactum, 1560 nucleotides long. Its product is annotated as amino acid transporter. Gene Ontology annotation, molecular function: transmembrane transporter activity. The transcript has 8 exons. The record is from RefSeq and is a predicted model, not a curated record. Gene Ontology annotation, biological process: transmembrane transport. The coding region runs from base 1 to 1560 and encodes 519 amino acids. Lineage: Eukaryota; Fungi; Ascomycota; Eurotiomycetes; Eurotiales; Aspergillaceae. Gene Ontology annotation, cellular component: membrane.
AUGACAACAGAGUGGAGUGUGAGUCGGAAGACCCAGGCUUUCAUAUCUUCUUCUCCGCAUUCCGGGUCCGCCAUCAUGGAUUCCUCCAAGCCUCAAUCAGACCAGCAAAUGAAAUCUGAAUCCCCGUCUGACACAAAGAAGGUUGGAGAGAUUUAUGACUUGGAUGAGGCUGUGCUCCGUGCUCAAGGUCGUGAAGCACAGCUUGGCCGUUCCUUCUCGUGGUUUGGUGCCCUCGGUCUAGCGUUCAGGUAUGUUCGACGAUUCCCCCCAAAAAUGCCACAAAAGCUUAUCGGUGUGCCUCUUAAGUAUUGUCAACUCCUGGUUGACGGCCAAUAUCACUUCACGUAUAUUGUCGCACCAGAGCGUUUCCGGAACAUCGCUGCCUUUAUUGUCGGGGCAAUCAACGUCAUCGCCUGGUGGGUGAACACAGCCUCAGGAACCAUAUACACAGCAAUAUCUGCCUUUGGGAUUUGUCAGUUUUUGAGAGAUGAUUUCGUUGGUACCCAAUGGCAGGUAUAUCUCUGCUAUCUACUGCUCAUAUUGCUCACUUUGCUGCCGCUGUUUCUUAUCCCCCAGCGAUAUAUUGAGAACCUGACCAAAGCAUCAAUGUUUCUUUCCCUACUUGGCUUUGUUUUGGUGGUAAUAGUCUGCUUGGUGAUGGGCAAGGGCCAUUACGAACCCAGAAAUCUGGUUGAGUAUCACUCUACGAGCGGUUGGUCAGCCGGUCCAGGGUGGCUGCUUGGAAUUGGAAAUGGGGAGUAUGCAUUUGCUGCAGCGGGCGCUUGUGUUCACAUUGCAGAGGAGAUUCCCCAACCAAGCCGAAAGAUUCCACUGGUCAUAAAUCUGACAAUAUUGAUUGGGAUCUUUACUCUUGUUCCUUCAAUAAUUGCGAUGACUUGUGUGCUGCAAGACAUGGACGCUGUUCGACAAGCCUUUCUACCCAGUCUGGAAUUAUUUUACCAAGCCACAGGUAGCAAAACCGCAUCAGUAUUUCUACAGGUCUACCUGACCAUCUUGUACUACUCCUGUGUUCCUAGUCAGUGGAUUACAAGCAGUAGAAUGGCUUGGGCCUUUUCCCGCGAUAACGGACUCCCAUUUUCUCACUACUGGGCGAAGGUAGAUGAGAAAAGAGGCAUUCCCAUCCGAGCCCUUCUUCUCUCCGCGUCCUUCUGCGCCAUCUAUGGCUUGCUGUACAUCGCCAGUACCCAGGCUUUCAACUCUAUCAUCAACACCGCGGUCCUGAUGCUAAAUAUAACUUACACUGUUCCUCAAGGAAUCCUCGUUACUUGUGGUAGACACAAACUCCCAUCGCGAUAUUACAAUCUGGGUAUUUGGGGAUAUGCUAUCAACACGUUUUCCGUCUUGUGGCUCAUUCUGAGCGGAAUAUUCUUUUGCUUUCCCACAAGCAAUCCACCAACCAUCAACAACAUGAACUACAACUCGGUAGUUCUGUGUGGUAUAUUCGGACUGGUUUCGUUUUGCUGGUUGGAGCGCCGGAAGAAAUUCACUGGCCCUGUCAUAGAUUGGGAGGCCUUGAAUGUCACCCAGGCAGCUGCUUAA